Molecule: messenger RNA, 2625 nt
Organism: Aspergillus saccharolyticus JOP 1030-1
Lineage: Eukaryota; Fungi; Ascomycota; Eurotiomycetes; Eurotiales; Aspergillaceae
Product: regulator of nitrogen metabolite repression
Exons: 2
Coding region: 1-2625 (874 amino acids)
Biological process (GO): positive regulation of transcription by RNA polymerase II; negative regulation of transcription by RNA polymerase II; nitrate assimilation
Cellular component (GO): nucleus
Molecular function (GO): DNA-binding transcription factor activity, RNA polymerase II-specific; RNA polymerase II cis-regulatory region sequence-specific DNA binding; zinc ion binding
Source: RefSeq, a predicted model, not a curated record
AUGUCUGGGUUGAGUGGUGUGCGACCGACGCAAUCCGCGGCAUUCGCCUCGACCUUACAUUCCGCCGACUCCGACCGCCGCUCCUCCACCACCACCACUUCUAACACCAACGACUAUCGUCUCCCUCUUCCUCCUCCGUCUUCUCAACUCUCUGACGAUCUCUCCUUUGACUCUCCCAUCUCGCCCGCCGAUUCCUCCCAGGCUCACGACGGCUUGCUCAACGACUCUCUGUUCCCCGAAUGGAAGUCGCCCAAAGAGAGCAACGACUGUCCCGAUGAGAUGCAAAGGAAUGAUCCCUUAGCCACUCAGAUAUGGAAGCUCUACUCUAGGACUAAGGCUCAGCUCCCCAACCAGGAGCGUAUGGAGAAUUUGACCUGGCGCAUGAUGGCAAUGAGUCUUAGACGCAAGGAACGGGAACGCAGUGAGAUUUCUAGCCUGUCGACGAGACACAGCAUUUCGGGCCCCAGUGGGAUCGCCCAGCUGCGUCUGUCCGAUCGCACCCCCAUCGCCUCACACCAACCCUCCACCACCGACCUGGCUUCGGAUCCCAUGAAUCUCGACGAUUUCAUUGUUCCCUUCGAAUCUCCUUCCGACCAUCCCUCCCCUGUGACCACCAAGGGCGAAACGGCGUCGGCUGCCAUUCCCAUCAAGUCAUCGCGCAAGGAACACCUGGUGGAGCCCACCCCCGUACCCGCCUCUUUCACCCAUCCUCCCCAAGACCAGCGGAAGAACAGCGAAUUCGGCUACGUCCCCCGUCGGGUGCGCAAAACGAGCAUCGACGAGCGUCAGUUCUUCGGUCUACAGGUGCCCACCCGCAAGCGACCCGCCGAAGCGUCCCCGCAAGUGCCACCCGUGUCGAACACGAUGCUGGCCCACCACGACCCCGACUUAGCGGGCGCUGUGCCGGACUACACACUGGAUGCGUCGUCGGCAUUUGGCUUGCAUCACGGCGGCCACCCGUCCGGCCAUCCCGCGAACCACACUUCUCCCAAUGUGCCAUUCGGGUUGGAUACGUUCAACCUGGGCGACGAUCCGAUCCUGACCUCGGCGGGACCCUACCAGACCAACUUUACGUUCUCGCCCAGCGACUCUCCCAUGACGUCAGGAAACCCGUUUGCCAACUUGUACGCCCAUACCCCAGUGGCUUCGUCCCUGAACUCGACCGAUUUCUUCUCUCCGCCUCCGUCGGGGUACCAGUCGACGGCCUCGACACCGCAGCCGGCGUAUGAUGGAGAGCACAAUCUGUAUUUUGACAUGCCAUUGAUCGAUGCGCGCACGCAACGGCGGGUUCCCAACUACGUCACGCAUCGAUCGUCGAAUCUGUCGGCUUCGUUGCAGCCACGUUACAUGUACAAUCAGAACCAGGACCAAUCGCACCAUGCCAGCAACCCCCCUUCGACGAUGCACUCGCCCGGAUAUCCCAUUCCUCAGCCGCAACACGUGGACCCGACCCAAGUUCUGGGCGAUUUCGGCACAGGGACGUCCCAUACAGCCAUGUUCAGCUUUGGGGCUGACUCGGACAACGAGGACGAUGACGUCAAUCAAUUCUCCGACCGCGCUGGAUUAUCCAUGCCCAACGAUCUGGCGGACGAGGCUGCUGACCUCAAUGCUGGGAUGCAGUGGGAUGCGCAAUUUCCGGGUUCAUUCCACUCUCUACCCGGCUUUGCGGCCCAGCAUCGCAAGCAUGUGACAAUCGGAUCGGCUGACAUGAUGGACACUCCGAGUGAGUGGAACCAAGGCGGCAGUCUGGGCCGCACGCACGGGUCGGUCGCCUCGGUCAGCGAGGUCCGCAAUCGGGAGCAGGAUCCCCGUCGGCAGAAGAUUGCGCGCACCACCUCCACCCCCAACACUUCGCAGCUACUGCGCCAGAGCAUGAACGCGAAUAACACCUCUCACACCUCACCCAAUACUCCGCCCGAGUCUGGCUUGAGCAGUGCCGUUCCCUCCCGUCCGGCCAGUCCCGGAGGCUCCAAAAAUGGCGAGAGCAGCGGACCGACCACUUGCACGAAUUGUUUUACUCAGACCACCCCCCUGUGGCGCCGCAACCCGGAAGGACAGCCGCUGUGCAACGCCUGUGGUUUAUUCCUGAAACUGCAUGGUGUAGUGCGGCCCCUGUCGCUUAAGACGGACGUGAUCAAGAAACGCAACCGCAGCAGUGCCAACAGCCUCGCGGUGGGUGCGUCGCGGUCGGCCAAGAAGUCUGCGCGCAAGAACUCGGUGCAACAGGCGAGUGUGACCACGCCCACCUCGAGCCGGGCUCAGAGUGGCACGACCUCGUCGGAAUCCCCGCCGGCUAUGUCCGGGGGUACGCCGUCCUCUAGCCGUGCUCAGGGCGUAGUACCUAUUGCGGCUGCGCCUCCCAAGUCCACCCCGUCGACAUCCUCGCCCGGCCAGGCUCGCACUUCGAUCCAGGUGGCGCCUAAACGUCAACGUCGGCUGGAAAAGGCCACGGACGCGGACCCCAUGGAUGAUGCGAACAAGGCGAGUCUCGCUUCGGCGGGUCGCUCGAAGGUGGUUCCAUUGGCCCCAGCCAUGCCCCCGGCUGCUGCGAACCCUGUCAAUCACAGUAUUGCGGGUGGUCAAGGAGCCAGCCAGGAAUGGGAAUGGUUGACGAUGAGUCUGUGA